Messenger RNA from Eriocheir sinensis (Chinese mitten crab), 7902 nucleotides. RefSeq names its product serine/arginine repetitive matrix protein 2-like. The transcript has 7 exons. The record is from RefSeq and is a predicted model, not a curated record. NCBI's taxonomy places the organism in Eukaryota, Metazoa, Arthropoda, Malacostraca, Decapoda, Varunidae. The coding region runs from base 145 to 4590 and encodes 1481 amino acids.
ACUAGAAGAAAAGAUGGAAAUAAAUAGCGAGGGAUAGAAAAUGAAGACGCUGGACAAAUCAAGAUAUUCAAACUAACCCUAAACAAGAAAAAAACAAAACAAGAAAAACAACAACAACAAAGGAGAGGAAGAAAACGGGAAAAAAUGUUGACAGACUUCUUAAAACUAGUGAUACGGGGAGGAGGAGGAGGAGGAGGAAGAGAAGAAGAAGAAGGAGGAGGAGGAGGAGAUGAGGGAAAACCAUCCACUACCACCACCACCACCACCACCUCUCCUCCACACCACCACCACCGCUUCCACCUCCCCCACGUCAAACUCCACCACCAGAAUUCACUCAAGAGCCGCGCUAAGAAACUGUACUCUUCCUCCUCUUCCUCCUCCUCCACCUCCUCUUCCUCCUCCUCCUCCUCCUCCCGCCGCCGCCUGGAUCUCUCGCGGUCCAGGAGCGGGAGGAAGAAGGGAGGAAAGGAGGAGGGAAGAGGGAGGAAUGGAGGAAAGGAAGAGAGGAGAAUGUGGAAUAGAUGUGGAGGAGUUUUGAUCGAAGAAACGGAGGACUCCCUGGGCGCCGCAUCCCAUCACUCCUCACGGGCAUCUCUCCUCGAAGGGCGUCACCAAGUUGUAGCCGAAAGGAAGAAACCGAUAAUAGUCUCCGUGAUGAAGAAGGAAGAGAAGAUGAAGGAGGAAGAGGAAGAAGAGGAGGAGGCGGCGAAACCUGAGAGGAAGAAGAAGACGAAGGGGAGACUGAAGGAAGAGGAAGAGGAAGAUGUCAAAAAGAAGAAGGAAGAGGAAAGAGAAAAGACAAAGGAGAGGAAAGAAAAGGGGAAUAAAGAGGAAAAGAAGAUAGGCAAGAAUAAAGAGGAGGAAGAGAAGAAGAAAGAAGAAGAUGAUGCAGGGAAGAGGAAGGGGAAGAGCAGGCUGCGGAGGAAGAGGGGAGACGCGGCGAGGCUCUCCUUCUUAAGCGACACCAUUAUCGUCGGACGUGAUCUUGACCUCAUUGAAGACGACGGCGAGGAUGGAUCAGAUCAUGAGCCGGUGGUGGGUGCUGUUCGGUUGAGUCACCAAGCUGCCCUGCACAAGAUCGCUGUCAGACCCAGGAGGACGCACGGCGCUCCCAGGGCACGGCGGGCUACGCAGAUCGGCAUCACCGGUCAAAUCAGCCUCCCCGAUGUGAUUGAGGAGGCCAACAGCAGACACCACAUCAGCGGCCAGCGCUCCGCCCCGCCCCAGGCUGCCCCAACCUCCCCGGCACCCGCCCCGGCCGCCCCCAUAACACCCCCCACUGCCUCAACGCCCCCCACCCCUGAUGAUGAUGAAGUCAUGGAGGACGCUGUGGUGACCCGCGAACCACAGCAGCAGCAGGGUGGCGGCGGCGAGGCAGCAGCGGAGCGUAAGGAGGAGCGGCGCGAUGAGCCACUCUUCCAGCGUCUCUUCGGCAGCAGCAGCAAGCGUUCGGGACGGCGCCAGUCUCGGGGCAGCGGCGAGGAGAGCCGGGAGAACAGCGUCAGCCCCUUGCGGCGCGGCACGGACCAGCGCGCACCGAGAUUCCCCUUACUCAGCAGCGGGAGCUCGAAACCACGUCAGGAGGCUACACCAUCACACCCCCUCCCCCCAUCGGGCCGCCCCAGGGAAGCCAGUCGGGAGAGGGGCGUACGGGAGCUCCCCCAGGCGUCACACUCCCCAGAGGAAGCCCCGGUUACGUCAGGAGGGCCGGGAGUGCAUCGUGGGCAGGGCGUGAGGAAGGCCAAGAGUUUCCGAGAGGAGCAGACGGUGGUGCAGCGCGAGGGAUUACGUCGGAAGGUGUCGCCUCAUGCUGGAGCGGAGGGACGGAGCGGGGCGGGUCCGGGGAAGGUCGCACGUCUCUCCUCCUCGCUGGAAAACCUCGACAACGACGACAUGAACCGAACCACACCCCCACAGGCUACCGUCGCCCCUGCCGCACCCCCGACCGCCUCCCCGCAGCGCUCCUCCACUGAGUCACUAGCCACAACUCCUAUCCCUGGGGUGUUCAUCAGGCCGCACCCCCAGACGAGCCGACACAGGGGCCCCACACACCCCAGCACACCGGAACACACCUCAGGGCCAUUCUCACUGGACUCAAGCCUCCCGCAGCAACCGAGGGAAGCCGAGGAGCAUCUUAGGAAAGCCUCGAGUGUGGACCAGGUAAGCUAUGAAGGCCUGAGCCACACCACACAGAGCCACACCACACUGAGCCACACCACACAGAGCCACAGGGAGCAGGUCGUGAAGGAACAGCAUAUACUCAAGGACCACAUCAGGGAACAGCAUAUCAGGGAGCAGCAUAAGGAGCAGCAUAUCAAGGAGCAGGUUGUGGUGAUGAAGGAACAGCAUUUGACGCGCGAACAGCAACUCCACUAUAAGGAGGAGCAAACCACCACCUCCAGGCACCUCCACCAACACCACCACACCACCACCACCACUGAGACCAAACUGACAGCAGGGCCGACACCACCAACCCCCGCGGCAAAACAAUCGCUUCUGGACACCCUCGUCGAGUCGAUACGCCCCGACCGGAAGCAGGACACACCAAAACACACCCAUAGAAAGUCCCUCCCACAGACACAUACCUCUCAGAUCCCACCACAGCCCUCCCCGCCACAAGGGUUUCAGAAGGAGGAGGUGUCACCCGCAGCCCCGUCAGACCCAAAACCGGACGUCGGGGAGGGUGAACGAGACCAGGCAGCUCCGCGUCGCCCUGUCAGAAGGGAGGCGAGUAUGAAGCGCAUCCCGUCAAUACCCAAUGAUGCCAAUACUACCGGAGUUCCAGAGUUUAUGCGUAUACAACUCAACCGCGUCGAGAGCAAAGGCCAGUCUGUGAUUUACGACACGGACCAGGAGAGAGGCGAUCGUAGGGACUCGGAUGUCGCCCCUCGUCGGGAAUCCAUACCCUCAGCUCCCUUGACAGAUCUCCCGAAGGAUAUGCCGCCCUCGGACCCCCCCGCCGAGACGCACACCCCACUACGUAGAGAGUCGGUUACCCCUUUGCCGGCCGCCUCCACCAGGGAUAGUCUAACCAGGAGGGCGAGCAUGCAAGGGCCGAGGGGUGUGAUUAGAGACACAUCCCCGUCCGCUGUGGCUGACGUAGGAAGUGGCGGUGGUGAUACGCCCUCCGAACCGCCCUCACAGGAGUCCACGGUGGAGCGCGUGCAGUUACGGCGACCGGGAGUAGCCGAGCGCACAUCCCACGCAUCUUCCACCUCCUCCUCCACCUCCACUGCCUCCUCCACGGCUUCCACCUCCAGGGAUCAACCAGAGCUGUUUAAGGUUUUCGCGCGACGCUCGUUCAAGAUCAAAGACUCAGAGAAGGAGUUGUUCGAGGCGGCGAGUCUCGAGGAGGUGGGCGUCGAGGCUUCCAGUGAGGUCUCGGAGAUGACGGUGAGCGCUGUACGGCCCCCCAGCACCUCCCCAGGGCCGGCCGUCUCCCCCAUACCCCCAGCGGAACCCACACCAAGCGCCCAGAAGAUCGGAAUCAACGCAAUCUCCUUCAACCGGAAAUCAGUUGGAAACCCGGCUCUGUCCUUCAUCCCCCCGCCAACCCCAGCCCCCAGUGAGCCCCCAGCAGGACCCCAGGGGCUUGGUCGACCUCAGGCACCACCCAGUACGACCACCACCACACGCAGUCCCUCCAUCACCACCACAACCACCACGAUCACCACCACUGAAACAACCACCACCGCUCAGCAAUCAGGGGUUUUCAGUAAGAUCCUCAGUGGUAGGGUCAGCAUGGGGGGGGAGGUGAGCAGUGGGAAUGAGAGCGAGGGCAGCACAUCCUCCCCAGUGAUAUCCCGAACCCCAGUACCACCACAGGGUAAAACAGCGUCCAGACCAGGCUCGGCACUUUUCUGGCCGCCAAAACACCAGGUGGCGCCGCAGGAAGAUGUGACCCCCUCAGCUGCACCCCCGCAAGUCACCCCACCCCAGGACAUCACCCCCAGGAAGGCAGUGGAUGGGGUGGAAGAAGGGGUGGAAGUGGAAGUCUCGCCCCUGGAUAUCGGAGCGGCACGUCGGAGAUUCAUGAGUGCCAGUUUCCCUGCGGCACCUACAGCAGCACUUGGCACAUCACCCCCGGCCGUCACACCUUCCCCCGUCACCCCUACACCCUCCCCACCCGCACCCACACCCUCCCCGCCCGCCCCUGCACAGUCACACCCACCACCCACUAGCACAGCACUCGGAAUCACAUCGUCAAUUCUGUCACGCGUUGGGAAUACCGGACUUGGAAUGGCCCCGACGCACACACCCUCCCCCACCCCAUCCCCCGCCCCGACCCACACCCCAUCCUUCACGGUGACAGUUCGGACUCAGCCGCCCCCGACUCUUGCCCCCGAAACCCCCAUGCCCCCUGCCAGCGAUGGGGGGAAGGGGGGUGAGCCAGUCCAGGGGCAGACGAGCACGGAGGACUGGAGGGUCUUGGUGAGGCAGCGCAGGGAAGGCAGACUCAAGCAGACCAAGACGCCAGACUCCGAGGAAAUUAUUAUUGAGGUGAGGGACAGAUCGACCCGCCCGCCAGUGUCCCGCAACAGCAAGGUUCUGGAGAUGGCGAGCAACUUCCAGAAGCUUCAGGUGGCCUAGCAGAGGGUGUUGCCGGGGACCAAGAGGUAGAGUGUCACCUGUGAAGCCUCGUUAACCUGCCCAGCGCCUGUCUCACCUGUGGAUACCCUCGUUAAGGCCAGAUAAGGAGUAGGGGUCGAAGAGAGAGAGAGAGAGAGAGAGAGUAUUGUAUCGUUGUUUACAUUAUUAGAAAGAGGAGGAGGCUAAGCUUUCGUCAAUAUUAUCCGGGGAAAGAAAAGGAAAAUUGGCGUGUAACUUAUUGAUAUUUACGCCACUUGAAAAACACUGAUUCAUUCUUCUUCUUAACCAUCUGAAUGAAAAAGAAUAAAAAGGAGGUGAGAUAGAGAAUAGACGUACAGUAUUUUGUUAUACGGUAAAAGAAAAAAAAAGGAAAGAUGUAAUUUGUCGCUCUUUCCGCUGCGUUUUUUUUUUUCUUCUUAACUGUCUCAAUGAAAAAAAGGAGAAAAGAUAAAGAAGAAAUUACUCAAACGAAAACAAACAAAUGUAAUCGGAAAAACUCGACAGUGCUUUCAUCAUCAUAAGAAAAAAAAAAAAAGUCUGGCGUUAAAAUAUUUCCCGCCAAUAACUCUCGAAAAAAAGACAGUAAACAAACAAGAACAAUAGAAAAUAACAACAACGACAACAACAACAUUACCGAACACAUUUUCCACGUCAACAAAUUGUUCGUCAUUUGGAGAACAGAUUCGCUAAUUAUCAGACAAAAAAAAAAAAAACCCUCGGAAUUUAUAUAUAUUUUUCUCGUAUAAAAAUUCCCAGCCACACACCUGUUUAUUAGGGAAACUGGGUGAUGGUGGUGAUGGUGAUGAUGGUGGUGGUGUUGGAGGUGAUGUUGAUAGUGUUAUUGGUGAUGGAGGGUGACAGUGAUGAUGGUGGUGAUGGUGAUGGUGUUGGUGGAGGUGAUGUUGAUAGUGUUAUUGGUGAUGGGGGAUGACAGUGAUGAUGGUGGUGAUGGUGAUGAUGAUGGUGUUGGAGAUGGUGUUGAUGGUGAUGGGGGGGGUGAUGGUGACAGUACUGGAGAUGAUGGUGUUGAUGGUGAUGAUGAUGAUGGUGGUGUUGGAGAUGGUGUUGAUGGUGAUGAGGGGGUGAUGGUGACAGUACUGGAGAUGAUGGUGUUGAUGGUGAUGAUGGUGGUGUUGGAGAUGGUGUUGAUGGUGAUGAGGGGGGUGAUGAUGACAGUACUGGAGAUGAUGGUGUUGGUGGUGAUGGUUAUGAUGACAGUGAGAAUGAUGGAAGUGGUGAUAAUAUUGAUAAUGGUGACUGAUGAUGGUGAGAAUAGUGAUGAUAAUAGUGAUGAUAAAUCUUACGGGAACCUUCAAUCAGAAUCGGACCCGAGACCACAAGUGCAUAACAAGUUCAUAAGCGGAAGAAGAAAACUUAUCGUAAAAGUUCGCCUCAUUUCUAGUACAUCGUAAGAGUCGUUCCGUGAAGCAGAUUUGAGCCCUUCACAUUUUGGAUUAAUAUACCAAAUUCAGUUACCCGAGACAACAAGUGUGUAAAAAGUUCAUAAGCGGAAGAAGAAAACUUAUCGUAAAAGUUCGCCUCAUUUAUAGUACAUCGUAAGAGUCGUUCCGUGAAGGAGAUUUGAACCCUUACUGUACAUUUUGGAUUAAUAUAUCAAAUUCAGUUACCCAAAGAAAUAGACUGUAGCAUUUAUCUGGCAUUGUUUUACAUUUUGAAUCAGUGAGCCUUCAAAUCACCCGUCCCUGUACGUUUUCUUUCCUUUCUAGUGUAGGAAGUCAUUACUGUAAUACUCCUUGGAUUUGGAGUUCCCUUUUCCAGUGUUCUCUCAAGUUCAAGAUCGAGACUUUUUGUGGGAUAGGAAGGGAUGUGUGUGUGAGGGUGAGGAAGGAAGGAGAGUAAGGAGGGUUAAGGAAGGAAAGUGUGGAGGAGGAGGAGGGAGUGAGGGAGGGUAGCUUAUUGGGAAAUGAGAGAGAAGGGAAAGGAAGAGAUACUUGUGGGAGGGUAAGGAGAGGAAAGGAAGGGGAGAGGUCCAGAGGGUUAUAAUUAAAGGUAAAAUAAAUAUACAGGUACUCAAUAUUCUUCCUCGGAUUUGGAGUUCCCUUUUCCAGUGUUCUCUCAAGUUCAAGAUCGAGACUUUUUGUGGGUGUUUUUCUCCCGUCAUUUCUAAUUUGCCGUAACUGUCGAAAAGAGUGUAAUAUUGGAAACGGCAAUUGGCGAGAUCCUAUAUACAUUGUAGUUUCUUGUAUCUUUUCGUGAUUUAAACAGUUCCUUUUUUGUAUAUUUCCGUAUUUGUCUUUUUGUGUGUUUUUGUAUUUUUAAACUUAGUCAUUUUAACAGAUUUCCUUCCACAGUUUACAUUUUUUCCUUUUGUUCAGAGUCUAAAAAAGUUGGUAGUCUUCAACAUUUUAAUUCUGAUUUUUCAUGCUUCAAAUUUUUCCUGUUAUUCAAUUUCUCCGAGUCUGACAGCUUUUAACGUAUCAAUUCUCAUUUUCCGUGAACUCUCCCUCAAAUCUUACAUCUCAGAGAACUUGAGAUGAAGAACUGCAAACUGAACGAACUAGGAAUAUGUUAGCUCAGAUAUUUAACACUAUUGAUAGAGGUGAUCAGGAAAGAGCUGUGAAUCGUAAUAUAAUAGGCUGGCAUUAGUGUACAUUAUUGAAUACCAAAAUAUCUACCAAAAAAAUCCAAUUACAAAAGUCUGGCAUUACUUCACAUUUUGGAUUAAUAUGCCCAAUUGAGUUACCCAAAGAAAUAGACCGUAGCAAUUCUCUGGCAUUAUUUUACAUUUUGAAUCAGUGAAUACCAAAUUAUUUUACAUAUAUACGCUUAGCAUUUUUUUUUUUUUUUUAUUUAUUUAUUUAUUUUUUUUUUGCCAAACUAACCCGCGAUGACUGUGAGCGAUUACCGAUGACAAUAAUGAUGCCUGAUGGUGACGACGACAAUAUUAUACGAUAGGUGCGAGAGGAGUGUAGUGGGAUGAGCCUGUGUUAGUGAGUGUGUGUGUGUGAUUCACCUCCUGGUCUGCUGCGGGUCUCUCCUCAGUGACCGAUCUUUGGGUACGACUGAGACCACUCACACACGACACACCGCGACAACGAGGUCACAACUCCUCACCUGACGUCGCGUACCUAUUAACUGCUGGGUGAACACGGGCUACACGUGAAAGAAGAUAAACCCAACUUAUCUUCACCCGGCCGGGGAAUCGAACCCCUGUCCUUCUGGUUGUGAGGCAGACGCUCUAAUCACUGAGCUACCGGACACACACACACACACACACACACACACACACACACACACACACACACACACACACACACACACACACACACACACACACACACACACACACAC